ACUGCAAGCUAGCCGGAAGAUAUUAGAUGCUUGUACAAUCUAGUUGCCGCUCAACAUUAGGUUACGAAAGAGCUCUCAAAGGUUUAAAUAUAAAAGUCACAUAACAGAGAAUAAAAUAAUGCCCGACAAUAGCAACAAAUUCAAUAACAAUAUACAGUUUGAUAUUCCUAAAUGGAUAAAUGCAAAAUAUUUCGAGAAAGUAUUGCUCCGGGAAGAUUCAAAUUUCCACAAAAUAUUGAAAUUGACGCCUAUACCGGCUACACCGCCGGGUGAAAAUUACACAUCGCUCAUGAUGCGCAUUUUAAUGGACAUUGAACUAAAAGACGGUUACACACAACAGAAGUCGUAUAUUGUUAAAACAAUGCUGGACGAUGACAAAGGCGGAACACUUAUCAAUUCACUGAAUCUCUUUCCAAAGGAAAAACUUAUGUAUGAACAAAUUCUUCCUCAGCUGGAACAAUUUUACCAUGAUCUCGGCAAAAAAAUUAAAUUCGCACCCAAGUGUCAAUGGAUCGAGCAAAAAUCCAGUCGCAUUACUAUCGUCCUGGAAGAUUUAAAUACAAAGAAAUUUCGAAACAUUAAUAGACUCAAAGGAUUCGAUAUGCCGCAUAUGAAGCGUGUUCUAGAGAAGUUAGCUGAGUUCCAUGCUGCCAGUGUUAUGUGGCAUGAAAAGUACGGUGCAUAUCCAGAUGACUUCCAAAAAAGCUAUCUACCCGCCAAUUAUGAAAAGUCGAAAUCUUAUCAAGCGCGUAUACAAAGCUACAAAGCAGCAAUGCGGACAUGGGGCUUAGAAGAUUAUGACAAAUAUAUGGAAUGUAUUCCAAAUGCUGAACAAUUUGUUAAUGCAGCAAUGGGCUGUUUCAACACAGAUCCCGCCGAGUUUAAGGUACUGAAUCAUGGAGAUUUUUGGUCUAGCAAUAUUAUGUUAAAUUACACCUCAAGUGGUGAGGUGAAUCAAAUACGUUUCGUAGACUUUCAACUAUGCAAAUGGGGCAGCCCGGCACAGGAUCUAUGGGAACUAAUAAUAUGCUCCGUUGAGAGCAACUUGCGCAUUUGUGAAUUUGACCACUUCAUACGAAUUUAUCAUACACAUCUGCUUAAAUGUUUAAGAGUAUUACAUUAUGUCAAACCACCGCCGAAACUCUCCGACCUACAUAUUAGCAUGCUGAAAUAUGGAUUUUGGGGGUAUAGUACAACAUUUACACAUCUGGUUUUGAUACUGAUGCCUUCAGAUAAGGAUGCCAGUUUACUAAAGCUUAUACAACCCGGGGACGAAGGCGACAAAUUCCGACACAAGGCUUAUACCAACCCGCUCUAUGUGCGUGCUAUGUUGGAUAUUUUACCAUUUUUGUAUAGACGUGGUAUUUUGGAUUUUUAAUAGAU
This is a messenger RNA of Bactrocera dorsalis (oriental fruit fly), 1383 nucleotides long. RefSeq lists its product as uncharacterized. NCBI's taxonomy places the organism in Eukaryota, Metazoa, Arthropoda, Insecta, Diptera, Tephritidae. The record is from RefSeq and is a predicted model, not a curated record. Bases 119 to 1378 code for a protein of 419 amino acids. The transcript is spliced from 4 exons.